Adineta ricciae is the source of this 963-nucleotide messenger RNA. The record is from the annotation of a GenBank genome assembly. Lineage: Eukaryota; Metazoa; Rotifera; Eurotatoria; Adinetida; Adinetidae.
AUGUUUUUCUCUCAAAUUCAUCUUCUCCCAAUCCUGAUUCUUUUCCUGCCCACUCUGAUUUCAUCCGAACCACUUCGUUUAACUGACAAAACAUGGAAAGACAUGUUAUGUGGUCAAUGGAUGGUCGAAUUUUAUGCACCAUGGUGCCCAUCAUGUCAACACUUCACACCUAUCUGGAAUGAUUUUGCUAAAGCAAUGACGUCCAAAGAAGUCAAAGUAGCAGCAGUUGACAUCAAUGAUUACCCAUCAUUAUCCGGCCGUUUUCGUAUAUCUGUUUUGCCCACUAUAUAUUAUGUUCGCGAUGGUGUUUUUCGUCAAUUUAAUGGUGAACGUUCAUUAAAUGGAUUGAAGAAUUAUAUUGAAUUCCAAGAAUGGCAACGAACGGAACCUGUUUCACGAUACUUCGCUCCAGAUAGUAUUCCAAUGUCAAUGAUUAGUUCACUUUUCGAUAUAUCGGUGCUUGUCAAAGAUGCGUACACAGUUUUAUUAGAACAAUACGGAUGGCCAGCUUGGCUUAUCUAUAUUGUAUUUUCGAUCGGUAUAAUAUUGAUUGGCUUUAUUCUCGGAUUUGGUUUUUUGAUGAUUAUCGAUUAUUGUUUAACUGGCACGCCGAAAGAUGAAUUUGAUGAUAUUCCAGAUGAUUCUCGAGAUGUCGAAGAUUCAGACGAAGGUGAUACACCAAAGCCAUUGAAAACGAAAACUAAAGCGAAACAAAUUACAUCUGCAACAACUCUAAUUACAUCAUCAACUCCACAACGAACAACAGCAUUGAACACGAAAACUCGUCCAUCACCACCUGUAGAAAUACAAGAUGACGAAGCUUUAUUGGAUGAAGUCCUUACUGGUGAUCAAGAUGACGAUGACGUCGAUAGCGAAGAAAUGAAUGCUUCCGAUGUGGCACAAGGUACCGAUGAAGAUGAUCAAACUACAAGCAAAGGUAAAUGGCGUUGCAGUCAAGAGUAA